CAGGAAGUUUCUCCUUUUCUAGACGUAACACUUGACCGCUUGUUACCCAACCAGAGUAGAAAGUAGAUAUGGCAUAGUAUUACACUGUGUGAAAUUGACAUUGGGCGUAAUAUAACAUAUGAUCGACAUUGCAAGGACGCAGCUUACAGCGUUUUUAUGACGGCGUUACGCGCAACCAAUUCUACAAACGAAUCCCAUCACAGUUGACAUGUGGCCACGCGCUUAGCUUACUAACUGCCUAUAAAAUAGUAGUUGGUUUGUUUUGCAUAUUGCGCCAGUUGAAUUGCCCUGAUGGAAAAGGUCCGGAGAAUAUUAGUGCACCUGUCAAGGGACAAAAGUGUCCCACAGUGUGCCAAAUUCGUGCAGAGCAUCACUGGCCAUUUUGCACGCAGUCCCAUUGAUGACCAUGUGAGGGUGAACUGCUCCCUGGAGAACAACCGCUUCAUCCUGUAUGAAGCAGGAGAAAAGGGCUCCCAGACACAGCUUACGAGGGCCAGCUUCUGUCCAUUCAAGCAUCUGACGGACUCUGAGGCAGCCGCAAUUCCAGAGGACAUAUUGGACCGUGGAGUGGACGUGGGCGUUGCUGUGCUUUUACAAACCGCCAACCAGAGACUGCUGCUGACGCGGAGGGCUGCCACUCUCAGAAUCUUCCCAAACGUCUGGGUUCCACCAGGUGGACAUGUUGAACUGGACGAAUCGUUGCUGGAUGCAGGACUGAGGGAGCUGAAAGAAGAGACAGGACUUGAGUUAAACCCCGAUGAAGUUUCAUCUCAACUACUUGGCCUGUGGGAGUCGGUCUUCCCACCGAUGUUGUCCAUUGGUCCUCCUAAGAGGCAUCAUAUAGUGACCUACAUGCUUCUGCACAGCACCAUGUCUCAUCUUCAGCUGCAGGCGUGUCUGAAGCCGGAGCCGGCGGAGGUCAGCGGCUGCCUCUGGGUGGACUCCAGCCUGGUCAGGGCCAUCGUGUCGGCCGUGGACGGGGAGGAGCAGCCGGUCCAGCUGCCCAGCAACCUGCCUCACACCAUCAGCGUGGUAGAGGUGUCCUCUACAGGGGAGCUGCGGGAGGCAGCCAUGGCCGCGUCCGUGCUCUGCAACCGGGCACCAGCGGAGGGGGAGGACGUGGAGCGAGUCAGCACUGGCACCAAGUACGCCCUGGACCUCUGGCUGAGAACCCUGGAGCCAGGGGCGUAAACACACAUUUUGGGCCCAUAUGUACAAUCUGCUCCAAUGGACACCCCCCCCCCACACGCCAUAUAGUAUGUUCAGGACCGCUGACAGUUUUUGCUAGGCCCGGGACAAAGUCAUCUGAAAGGCCCCCCCACCCAAUACAUACAAUGUAAUGGAAACCCAUUUCUGCCCCCCGUAUCUCCCUGGGCCUGGAACAACUGACCCCUUUGUCCCCGCUUGUCAGCUUCCCUGAGUAUGUUCAUAAAUCGGACUGUGUGGGGGCCCCCUGUAUACAUGGGGCCCUGUUGUCACACUUUACCCCUCUGUGUGACACCCCUGCCUGGAGCACCAGGGAUCAUGAAAAAACCCACCAAUGAAAACCCAGGGAUCAUGAAAAACUCACCAAUGAAAACCCAGGGAUCAUGAAAAACUCACCAAUGAAAACCCAGGGAUCAUGAAAAACCCACCAAUGAAAACCCAGGGAUCAUGAAAAACUCACCAAUGGGCUCAGUUUUUUUUUCUUUCUCUCUCUCUUUUUUAAACAUCAGUCGAGCAGGAAUGCUUGAAAAUGUCAACGGCGGAUUUGGGAGAACACAAAGACUGAACAGUAGCUGCUCUUAUUCAAGCACCUCAAGACUCCAGUCAAGCGAUGAAGAAGAAGAAAACCACACAUGCUGCCUUCUUUCACGACAUGCCACUAUAAACCAAAAGAGAUGGAGGAUCGCUGUUAUUGGAAAGUAGAGGAAGGUUCUGUUAUUCUUUUAUUAUAAUGAAAGUUAUUCUUGAAAGAACGACAGCACCUUCUGUCCACAUGGGGGCAGUGUCUACGUGAUUCUGUCUGAAGAUCCUUUGGGACAUGCCUCCAACGGGCCAAUAAACAC
This is a messenger RNA of Engraulis encrasicolus (European anchovy), 2048 nucleotides long. RefSeq names its product nudix (nucleoside diphosphate linked moiety X)-type motif 17 (gene nudt17). Bases 292 to 1191 code for a protein of 299 amino acids. Gene Ontology annotation, biological process: NAD+ catabolic process; NADP+ catabolic process. The transcript has 8 exons. The record is from RefSeq and is a predicted model, not a curated record. NCBI's taxonomy places the organism in Eukaryota, Metazoa, Chordata, Actinopteri, Clupeiformes, Engraulidae. Gene Ontology annotation, cellular component: peroxisome; cytosol. Gene Ontology annotation, molecular function: NADH pyrophosphatase activity.